This is a messenger RNA of Priapulus caudatus, 3857 nucleotides long. Its product is annotated as WD repeat-containing protein 17-like. Bases 58 to 2994 code for a protein of 978 amino acids. Gene Ontology annotation, molecular function: protein binding. The transcript is spliced from 20 exons. NCBI's taxonomy places the organism in Eukaryota, Metazoa, Priapulida, Priapulimorpha, Priapulimorphida, Priapulidae. The record is from RefSeq and is a predicted model, not a curated record.
GGAGAAUGAUUUUUAUUUAUUUAUUUUUAUUUAUUUAUUUCGAUAAUUAACAAGCUAAUGGCCGCACUAAAGCAGGUCAGCUUGCUCACCGCUGGCAGCCAGCCGUGGAACAGGGACGUAUGCGCGUGCACGCAGGACCGCUUCGCCUACUGCUCCACUCUCGCCGUUUACGUAUAUAUGCUGGAUGAGCGCUACAGCAGGUUCAAGCUCAGCAGCAUCGUCUGUGAGCACAAGAAGACUAUCACGGCUCUCGCGUGGUCGCCGCACGACCCUACCCUGCUCGCGACGAGCGGCACCGAACAAAUUCUCAUAGUCUACAGCGUCGCAGAACACAGGGUAGUCGCCAAGCUGAACAACACUCAAGGCAUUCCAGUUUGCAUAGGCUGGUGUCCCUAUGAGUCUGAGCAGGUGGCAUUUGUCCACGAUAAAGGCCCACUCUACGUUUGGAACUACGGUGCUGAAACCCCAGGCUUGCAACCGAAUCGAGACACGAAUGGCUUUCAAUCCAACGUCAGCGUGUUCCGCUAUCACCACUCGAAAAUAGGCACCAUUGCAUUCGGCCACGCGGACGGCACCAUAUCAAUAUGCAACCAAGGACACAAGACGCACAAGCACAUUCUGAACCCAUGCGACAGCGCCGAUGCGUCGUCGUCGUCGGCGACGGAUGCAGAGACCAACCCCGUGCACGACAUCAGCUGGGACCCGCUCUCUAACGACUAUCUCCUCGUCGCACACCUGCGACGAGGGCUCCACCUGGUGGACGUCGUUGCGCUCACGUUCGUGAUGAAGUUUGAGUUGCCGUCGGCGGGCGCCCACACGAGCACGCUCAAGCCCAUAUAUUACACGCGGAAUAGAUCAAGAAAAUUUAGGUUGACCCUUAAGCCUGUUCACACAUCGCCCGGCAACGAGGGAAUCAUCUACCACCUCUCCUGGGCUCCAGCCGAUCUCAACUGCGUCGCCGCGGCAACGGCACGCAACGGCUGCAUCAUCUGGGACGUUGGCAAGGGAAAGGUCAUCAAGAGAUUUCUCGAGAAAAGUAAUCUGUUUAAAGCAUGCAUCCGCGAGCGGUUGUAUUUGCGUUCUCUGUCACUUUCGUCUCGACACGGGAUGACGGUUGACGCGUCUUGUGACGUUAUCUUUCUCGUCACAGGUCACACAGCGAAGGUGUUCAGCGUUCGCUGGUCACCGCUUAGAGAGGGGAUCCUAUGCAGCGGAGCAGACGAUAAGACGAUACGCGUGUGGGACUACACGCAGGCCACGUGCGCACCAGGUGGAGCCACCAACCUGUGGAACCUGGUGAGCGUGGUGAGCAAUGGCGGCGCGGCGGAUCUGCCGGAGUCGUACGCUCGAGGCAUCGUCCAUCUCAAACACAUGACCAGCUACAAGGCGUCGGAGGCGAGUCAGCUAGAGAUGGUGAGCGUGGCGAGGUUUGGAUCGGGCGGGGUCGGCGCGCGGGGGCGUGACGAGUGCCUGCAGGACGCUGCUGCCAUCUACCUGUGGCUGGGGAACGUACAACGCUACUGUGAGAUGCUGGUGGGACUGGGAGAGUGGGAGAAAGCAUUAGCAGUGGCACCUGGUGUGUCCAUGGAAUACUGGACGUCACUAGCAAAGAGGCGGGCGGAGCAGCUGAGCGCGGAGGACAGUGAGGAGGCGGUGCCGUAUCUCGUGGCAACGGGCGACGCGGAGGCAGUCGUCGAGUUCUACGCGUCGCGCUCCAAGCUUCACGAAGCGAUGCUGUCUGCUGCCGUGGCGCGUGAGGGCCGCAUCCGCACCCCGCGAGCGCCAGCCCAGCAGAACCCCGACGUCGCUGACGACGAAGCCGCGGAGAACGAAGAGUCGCACUCGCGGUUGCUGGGUGAAACGGUCGAAGCGUUAGGUGAGCUGUACUUCCAGGACGGAUCACCAACGCUUGCUGCAUGCUGCCAUCUAGCGGUCGAUAACUACAGCAAGGCGAUGUGUAAGCUCAUCCGCGGGAACGAACUCGAACUUGCCGUCUGCGUCGGAACCGUACUUGGCACGGUGCCAGAUCUGACCGCCGUCGCCCUCUCCUAUCUUUCGCGGCGAUGCGAGCGACUGGACAAGUGGGAGGUGGCGCUGUCUCUGCUGAAGACGUCCGCUCACACCAAGGAGGCGCUAGCGGAGCUGUGUAUCCGGUGCAGCGCGAGCUCGAGUGAGCUGGACGACCUUCACAAGCAGGCCAGCCUGCCGUCGCUGCACGAGUGCCUCCAGAAGGCGGAACAGCUGAGCAACCUGCCAGACGGGGGGGACGGCCGGCUGUCGGAAGAGCGGCUGUACGAGUGCGUGCGCUACUACCUGCUGUCGUCGUCGCCGGAGACGGGGCUCGAGAUGGGGCUGUCGCGCGUCGCCGCGGCGAUGGGGCACGCGGACUGGACGGCAGACGACGUGUGGCCGAUUGUGCGUCUGCUCGGAUGCAUGCGCACUGACAAGCUGCAGCAUCCCAAGUGCGGCAGGUUAAAGGCAGAGCUGUUGCUUGUGAGUGCGUAUGUGGGGGCGCUGGUAGCGAUCAGACGCCGUUACGACUCCAUCGUCACGCCUCUCUUCAUAUGCGCCAGGCACAUCAUCAGCCGGAUGGAGAAAACGUCGAUCCCGCUUACCAUCUCACUGGUGGACACCGAGGUAGACGCGUGGAAGGCUCACCGCGGCGCGUCCUCCUCACGCAACAGGUCGGUAUGUCAGCAGGACAUCAGCAGAGAGCAGCAGCGCGUGUACGCACAACUGCUGCGUAAGACUGGUCGCCACGACGACGACGACGACGACGACGACGUGGAGAAGGGACCCGUCCUCGUCUCCAGCUCUCACCUGCCCAGCCACUCCGACGUGCGCUUGUCAUACCUGGACGGAGAACAGAUACAGGGACCCGUCUUCUACCUGGAGGACGGACAAUCGGCCGUCUCGCUCAACGACGCGCUCAUGUGGGCCAAGGUCAACGCGUUUUCUCCGCUAGGGAGCGCUGUGCACAUCAACCCGUUCUGACUCCGUCCGCGCCGCCAACGGCGCCCCCCUAGCCGUCGUCGCGUGCGUCGAUCUCUCUCCGCGCCGGGCCCGCUCUGUGAGUACGCGUGUGCGCUCGCCAUUUUUCGUUCCACCCACUUUGUCGUCGCGCGUCGUCGUUGCCGUGGCGAUGCUUUCGUUAGACCCAAUCAGCGCCCCCUGUCGGCGGAUUCUAACAUCAGACGAGAAUUUAACGUUUGAGUUCGGGGUGACCUUGAUAAGCGUAUAGAUGUGUUGUGAUAAUUAAUCGGACAGACAAGAGGCGCUCGUCACGUUUCUGCAGUCCGUGUCGCACAUGGUUUUAUUUACGAUUGUUAUUUACGUCGUUACUAUAGCGAACCAAAGAUCGGAGUGAGAUCUCCGAGAGGGUUUUCUCUCUCGCCACAUUCCCAGUGUUUUUUUCACGAUUACGUCGCGUGCGCGGCGUUUCGCAAAAAAAAGUCGCGCCCUUCAAGCGUUUCUCGUUGUUCUAGUCUGCUGCCGUUGCAGCUUUUCAUGUUCGUAAAAACCCUCGAGGAGGCACGCGGAAUUUUGAGACGCGUGCGAAUUGGGUUUUUGCUGAUCGUCUGUGCAUCGUCUCCAUGUAGCUCUGUAUUUACCAGGCUCAGUGAUUUGUCGUUCGUCUCCGUGGUUACGAACAGUCACUUCGACACGUUUGGUCGCACGGUUAGCCUUGCACCAGGUGUCACCACCGUCCGUUAUUUUGAUCACGCUCGUAAACUUGUUGUGUCGCUGCUCUUACGGUGAUAGGCUGAUUUGUGAUGAGAUGCUUAGGCAGUUGCAUAUCUGUUUCUCUCUCUCUCUCUCUCUCUUUCUCUCUCUCUCUCUCUCUCUCUCUCUCUCUC